Molecule: messenger RNA, 1818 nt
Organism: Dendroctonus ponderosae (mountain pine beetle)
Lineage: Eukaryota; Metazoa; Arthropoda; Insecta; Coleoptera; Curculionidae
Product: LIM/homeobox protein Lhx3
Biological process (GO): neuron differentiation; regulation of transcription by RNA polymerase II
Cellular component (GO): nucleus
Molecular function (GO): RNA polymerase II transcription regulatory region sequence-specific DNA binding; DNA-binding transcription factor activity, RNA polymerase II-specific
Source: RefSeq, a predicted model, not a curated record
GAGAGCAAAAGAAAAAAGACUUAAGAAAGAUGCUGGCAGAACGAGAUGGAGCCAAUAUUUCCGAUCUAUGAAAGGUGGAUCAUCGCCUCGGCAUGAUAAGCUCCUGGAUAAAGAUGAUAUGAAAGUGGAUCUGGAUAGCUUCAGUCAUCAUGACCUAAGUGAUGACAGUUAUGGAACAGUAGUAAACAUGUCUAUGGACCAAGAUGGGUCUUCCCCACAUAGCGGAAUCGGUCGCCCAAUGUUUCUGCAUGGAGCUACAUCUCCCUCCUACCUGUCAGGACACACUCCUCCUCACGGCCACGAACACAUGGGAUAUCCAGACCAAUUGGCGGUAUAUUCGAGCAUAGGUCAAAGUGCCCCUCCAGGAAUAAUGCAUGGCAUGGCGCCUGGAGGCCCAGACUCGGAAAUCAGUAACGAUAGUAGCCCAAGAGGAUAUCCGGAUUUUCCGCCUAGCCCCGAUUCCUGGUUAGGAGAGCCGUCCAGCGCACAUUACUGACCCCCUAGAGACGGUGAAUUGACGAAAUACAUGUACAAAGGAAAUGUGGAAGUAUAUCAUUUAAAAAAUGUUUUCUGUGAAAAUCCUAAUAAGUUGCUUUGUAUCAGUGCGCUGAUUAAGGCAACACCUGGUUGCAAAGUUAUCUUCAGCUUGACGUUGAUUUGCUAUUUAUAAGUGAACAGGAUAAUUUUCCAAUCUCCAGAAACGCAUAUUUAAGGGAAGUUAAAUUUGCUCUGGGCUCUAUGGAUUCCAAGGCUAAAAAGUAUAUAAGCGAUCCAAUUUAGGAAUAGCAUGAUAUUGUCUUUGAUAGUCGAGUAUCUUUAGCUGGCACAGUUCAAGAAGCGUUAUGUUUUCGAAUUAUCGUUUUUUCGUACUUUCCUUCUAUUUUAGCUUCUAUUUGAAUUAACUUUGCCUAUGCAAAGCAUGAAAUUUCUUUAAAAAUACUUUUCUAGAAAAUAAAUUUAUUAGGUGAUGUAAAACUUUUCGAAAUAACUGCAAAUUAACCGUCAAAGUAUGGAAAAACCUGUUCAUUUUCAUCAUCAUCAUUUUUCCUUGUUCAGAGGGCGAUUAGUUUUCGAGUUCAGUACAUUUUUCGAAGAAACUUCCCGUAUCUACCUUCCACGAACAAUUGCCCUGAUUUUUUGUGUAUUUCAAAAGUUUAUUUCUUUUUAAUCGUUUGUUUUAAAUUUUUAUUACGGCUAUUUUAAUCGCGGUAAUGUCUACUUUAAAAUGGUCUCGUAGUUCCCUAGAAGCUCUAGCUACCAAAGACAGAAAUAGCAUACUUUUUAGUCGAAUGACUUACUUAUAUUUUUCUAGUCUAAACUGUGAUGUAUUUGUUUCCUUGUUUUUGUUUUUAGAUAUUUGUAAAUGUGAAAAUAUUAAUUAUUAUUACUAACAUACCAACAAAAUUAUAUGUACAAAUUGUGAAGCUAGAAAUAGAAAGUAUAUCUAAGCGAGAUAUUAGCAUAAAAACCAACUUAAUCAGUUAGGGUUAAAAAGAAUACUUACUCAUGACUCACUCAAAAUUCUGGUGACUUACAUAACAAGUUGAGAAAGUGUAAGAAAAAGUGAAACCACCAUUAUUUCAGGUUAAUUUAAAAAACUUGGUGUCGUCAUCAUUUUUUACAAAUAUCAAUCUUUCGUGCUGAUUCUGUUCUAUCAAAUACAUUUUUAUAGAUCCUUAGGUAUGGAUGGUAAACACAUACAUAAUUCUUGUCAGUGAAAUGACGGUGAUUUGACGUGACAUUUUUAAAAUGCAAGUUAUAGCGUAUGAUUUAUUAUACCUACAUGUGAAAUAAAUUUUAUUUCUUAAACAAUUUUAA